Molecule: messenger RNA, 5114 nt
Organism: Phycodurus eques (leafy seadragon)
Lineage: Eukaryota; Metazoa; Chordata; Actinopteri; Syngnathiformes; Syngnathidae
Product: A disintegrin and metalloproteinase with thrombospondin motifs 15-like
Exons: 8
Coding region: 272-3106 (944 amino acids)
Biological process (GO): proteolysis; extracellular matrix organization
Cellular component (GO): extracellular matrix
Molecular function (GO): metalloendopeptidase activity
Source: RefSeq, a predicted model, not a curated record
ACAAUGAACUCUCUCCCAUGCGCGCACCUCCAGCUGACAGAGGUCAUCGGUGUGCAUGCUUAGAGAGGUUUAGUGCAUAUAGGCACAGUGGAUGGAUACGACCAAAUAAUGGCUAAAGAGCAAGGCGAAAGGAAAUUGUAGUUCUUUUUUUCCUUUCUCUCCCCCCCCCCCUUUUUUUUAUUUUUUAAGACGGUGCACUGUGCAAUUACGCAGAAAGUGACUUGCAUGUAAACGUAACUUAGCGGACUCAAAAGAGGUGACUCGAGCAGCUAUGGCUAUUCUGAUUACCACCACUUUGAUUGUUUUUGUAAAAGCGGCUCUUUAUGUGACAUUUACACGCGGCAUGGAAGCUGACUUCUGCAAACCAGUACGCGUGGAUCACCGUGCGCAUGGAAAACAUUUACAAAUGAACGAAAGACAAGUUAUUUUUAGGAUAAAUGCGUUCAAACGGGAAUUUUACCUCCACCUCCAGCCGGAUUCUAAUUUUCUCGGAGCGGGUAGUGUGAACCCAUUCGAGCCCAACGCAUCAACACCUGCAGACCUCAGGAAAUGCUUCUACUCUGGUAAUGUCAAUUUACAGCCGGACUCAUUUGCAGCGCUAAGCCUGUGUAAAGGUAUUAACGGGGGGUUUUACGAGAAGGGCAUGGAGUAUUUCAUCAGCCUCGCAAGAGGUGAGGAUGGAGCAGUCGAAGCUGGGGACUCUUCAUCUAAGACGCACGUCAUCCACCGCCGGAGAAGCUCUGCGCCUUUGGUCGGCAACUUCACCAGCAGGUGUGGAGUGACACCUGACUCCAACUUCAACACGUCCCUGGAAAAAUACAAGCAUAUGAGUGAAGUGGAGAUUGGAAGCUCGUCUGAAACUGUUUUGGAAAGCCUGGGGAGGUCCAAAAGAUUUACCUCCAUCCCCAGGUUUGUGGAGGUGCUGGUGGUGGCAGAUCCAUCCAUGGAUUCAUUUCACGGGGAUGAGCUGAAACAUUACCUCCUGACACUCAUGUCAGUGGCAGCCAAGCUUUACAAGCACCCCAGCAUCUUAAACUCCAUCAACGUAGUGGUUGUGGGCUUUGUGGUGCUAAAGGAAGACGACAGGGGGCCAAAGGUUUCAAGUAAUGCUGCCCUAACUCUGCGCAAUUUCUGCUCCUGGCAGAAGAAGUUAAAUAAACACAGCGACAAGCAUCCAGACUACUGGGACACUGCUAUCCUCUUCACCAAACAGGAUCUUUGUGGGGCCACAACCUGUGAUACACUGGGGAUGGCUGAUGUUGGGACCAUGUGUGACCCCAAGAGGAGUUGCUCUGUCAUUGAAGAUGAUGGCCUGCCGUCAGCAUUUACAACAGCCCAUGAACUCGGUCAUGUCUUCAACAUGCCCCAUGACAACGUGAAAGCAUGUGAGGAGGUCUUUGGGAAACUAAACGACAACCACAUGAUGUCCCCAACUUUAAUUCAGAUCGACAGGAGUCGUCCCUGGUCUGUGUGCAGUGCAGCCAUCAUUACUGAAUUUCUGGAUCGAGGUCAUGGAGACUGUCUGCUGGAUCAGCCCCAGAGGCAGCUGUCUCUCCCAGAUAACCUGCCCGGCUCUAGUUACAGUCUACAUAGUCAGUGUGAACUGGCUUUUGGGGACGGCUCCAAGCCUUGCCCCUACAUGCAGCCCUGCUCCAAGCUGUGGUGCACAGGGAAGGCCCGUGGACAGCUGGUCUGUCAAACCAGACACUUUCCCUGGGCAGAUGGCACCAGCUGUGGCACUGGCAGAGUGUGUUACCAAGGGGCCUGCACUGAAAGGAACACUACCCAGCAUAUCAAGGUGGACGGUAGAUGGGGUAAGUGGGGCGCAUUUGAAGAUUGUUCCAGAACUUGCGGUGGAGGUGUUCAGUUGGCCAGGAGAGAGUGUAACAACCCAAUCCCUGAGAAUGGAGGCAAAUACUGCUACGGCCUUCGAAUUAAGUAUCGCUCCUGCAACCUCAACCCUUGUCUUGAUGCAGUGAAGAGUUUCCGUGAAGAGCAGUGUGAGGCGUUCAAUGGCAUAAACCUGAAUACCAACAGACUGGGCUCAUCCGUGGUCUGGGUUCCAAAAUAUUCUGGCAUUUCCCCUAAGGACAAAUGCAAGCUCAUCUGCCGUGCCAAUGGGACCGGUUACUUCUACGUCCUUGCCCCAAAGGUUGUUGAUGGCACACCCUGUUCACCGGACUCCACUGCUGUAUGCGUUCAGGGGAGAUGCAUUAAAGCAGGCUGCGAUGGGAAGCUUGACUCCAAGAAAAAAUUUGACAAAUGCGGUGUAUGUGGCGGUGACAACCAGCGCUGCAAGAAGGUCUCCGGAAUGUUCACAAAACCCAUUCAUGGCUAUAACUUUGUGGUGAUGCUGCCUGUUGGUGCAACAAACAUCGACAUUCGCCAGCGGGGAUACCGAGGGAUCGUCAGUGAUGAAAACUACCUAGCAGUGAAGAACAGGCAUGGGAAGUACCUGCUGAACGGUAACUAUGUGGUGUCGGCUGUGGAGCGUGACCUGAUGGUGAAGGGCAGCCUGUUGCGCUACAGUGGCACCUCAACAUCUGUGGAGAUUCUUCAGUCCACUAGGCCGCUUCAAGAGGCGCUGACAGUGGAGGUGCUCUCAGUAGGGAAGAUGACCCCUCCAAGGGUGCGCUACUCCUACUAUCUUGCCAAAGAGAGUAAGGAGGAAAAGACCUUACGAAAAGAAGAGAAGAACCAUGCGGCCCAUAAUAGCGUCCUAUUGAAUGGCAACAAAGUAGAAGCCAAAAAAAGGGUGAUGGGGAAGCAGCCAGUAAAUCACUGGGUGACCAGAAGCUGGGAUGCAUGCACAGUGACAUGCGGUAGCGGCUCGCAGAAGAGGCUGGUGCAGUGUCAGAACACGGAUGGGAAUCCUGCCAUUGGUUGCGACAGUGCUGUCAGGCCUGUUGCUCUGAGAGCGUGUGGAGAUCCAUGUCCCAUGUGGGAUGUCGGGGCCUGGUCUCACUGCUCCAAGUCCUGUGGCAGGGGCUUUAAACGGCGGCCAGUGAGUUGCAUGACUGAGAAUGGUCUUAAUCUGCAGAGAGACCACUGUUCCGGAAGAAGGAAGCCUCAGGAGCUAGAUCUCUGCUAUCUGAGACAAUGUUAAGGCUGAGUCAAAUCGCAUUUGAGACAUGCCACAUCAUUCUCGAAGUAACUCAGUGGUUUUUGUUGGUUGAAAAUAGACUCAAAUGCACCGUUACUGCAUCUGACCGCGUGUUAGACCAACAAAAUAAAGUCACUGAUGGCAAACAGAGAAACCUGUUUUACUCUCCUCAACUGUCUAACCAGCUGAGGCAGGUUGGACUUUUUGUAAGUCUACCUCUUCCGGGACGUGAAAUACUGUAUGCCUCUCCAUCCAAAGGUGGUACCUAGCAUACAUGAGAGGAUGUUUUAAGAGCAGAAAACAAUGAAAGUUCAGCCAAACCAAUAAGAUUGAGAGCAUUGAGAGAGUCUGCUUGAACCCUUUGCUGUUAUUAAAAAAAGUGUGUAGCCUGUGAAAUUUGUUUUUUCUUUCUUUCUCAUUUUAGCGGAGAAACCGGUGGAAAUGUGAAACACAGUACUGUAUUGGAAAUAUUUCACUGAAAUUUAUUUUCCUGUGUUCUUCGUUUCAGUACUAUUGGCUACUAAACGAUUAUCUUAGUCUAGACUGCGAGAGAUACACUGUAGGUCUAACUGUCUAAUUCUGAUUUAGUGCCUAUGUCAGAUUCUUUUGACGAUUUACAUAUAUUUCCGAGUUACCCAUCUAUGAUAUCACCAUUUACAGAACACCUCUAACAACACAAAAUGCACAUAAACAAUUACACAAGCAUAUUAUUUCAUGACUCUUUCCAUCAUUGAGUUAGAUAAAUGCAGGUGACCUCUACAUUGUUUUCCUUAUUUAAGGUCCAUGCACCGCUAAUGUACCAUGUUUAGACCAUAUUUAGUGCUCUCUUUUUCCGCUAUAGAUUUGAUUUACAUUGGGCAUCUUAGUUUGUUGUUGCUGUUUUUUUUGUGUAGAGGCCCACAUAUACUUCAUCGAUUGGUGUAUUUCAAUGUCAGCCUUACAUUGACAGGAUAUAUACGAUCUGUCUGUUUACGUUGCAGUCCCAUUGGCAGAUGUCUGUCAUAUCAGAUUUGUAUCCCCAUCUGAGGAUAUCCAAUUCCAUCUCUUCUUUUUCUCUCCACGUGUGAUGUAUAUGACCAUCUGUGUUCAUUCAGAAAUGAGCAAGCUGACACUAAGUUGCUUGUUCUGUGCCACCAAAAAGCUAUGACCUUGGUGACCUUGAUCUGGGCCUUAGUAUUUUGAAGGUGGAAGAAGAACCACUACAUAACAAGCAGAAUCAACUUGAAGGUAUGGUUGCCAGUUCCAAUGCAUUCUAGUGUUCUAAUUAAGAGAUACUUUAUAAGUGAUUAAUCAUUUCUUAAUACAUGGUAGUCUUUAAAACCGGCGUGGUUCCUUCAUAUACUGUCCCUAAUCUCUAAGGUAUCUUAGAGAUUAGGGACAGAAAACAUAGUUUAAAACAUAGUUUUUUAAUUAUGAAUUAAUAUUUAUUCAGAUGUUUCUAGGUAUCAAAAUGAAACAGUAUUCACAGCAUAAUUUACUCUUAUUUUGUUUUGAAUUUCAAGUCAUAAAUAUUCAAUUGAUUAGUCAUAAACAAAAUAAUAGGUAAAAGUGUUGACAUUAGCUGCAUUGUUGUGGGUAAAUUGCUUGUGGCUGCUGUCUUUUCUGCAUGCUCUUUAGAUCGCUAAAUCAUGUUGCUGUUUCUUAGUUUUAAAAGCCUGCUGUAUGUCCAAUGCAGACAAUGCAAAGCCAUGUUGAAGCAUGAAUUUGAAGGGAACAUGAACGUAAAACCACACUCAAUCCAUAUAAGAUAUAAUGUUUUGCAUUCCAUGUUGCCAUUUUGCUUUUUUUUUUUUUUUUUUUUUUAAGGACUGUUUACAUUUCAUUGGGGAAACAUUGGCGUUCAUGUCAUAUGAGCUGUAAAAAUUGUCACUGAAACUCCAUGAUUUGUAUCCAUGGCGCAGAAAUGCUCUUCUAUAGAAGGUUAAAGGAGAUCAUUUUCACCUUGUCUGUUGUCUUUUUUGGUUUAGGGGGACAAAUCAUAGCAUCUAAAAGAUGGCAAUGUACAGUUAAU